This is a messenger RNA of Spodoptera frugiperda (fall armyworm), 5857 nucleotides long. RefSeq names its product ubiquitin recognition factor in ER-associated degradation protein 1 (gene Ufd1-like). Bases 111 to 1040 code for a protein of 309 amino acids. The transcript is spliced from 7 exons. Gene Ontology annotation, molecular function: polyubiquitin modification-dependent protein binding. NCBI's taxonomy places the organism in Eukaryota, Metazoa, Arthropoda, Insecta, Lepidoptera, Noctuidae. Gene Ontology annotation, cellular component: VCP-NPL4-UFD1 AAA ATPase complex. The record is from RefSeq and is a predicted model, not a curated record.
UUGACAAAGGUGUCAAAAUCACAACAAAGGUUGACUCGAAUUGUUUUGAGUGUGGAUUGCAUGAUUUGCAUUUAUUUUUCAAUCAGUCAGUUAUUCCUAAAUCAAUUAAAAUGUUUCAGUUUGGAUUCAACAUGUUUCAUGAAAUCAGCAGACCCUUUAACAUGACCUAUAAGUGUUAUUCUGUCUCUAUGUUGCCUGGGAAUGAGAGACAAGAUGUAGAAAGGGGAGGAAAAAUUAUAAUGCCACCGUCAGCGCUGGAACAGCUGACUAGGCUGAAUAUUGAGUAUCCCAUGAUAUUUAAACUAACAAAUAAAAAAACUAAAAGAGUGACACAUUGUGGUGUGUUGGAGUUUGUGGCUGAUGAGGGAAGAGUUUAUUUACCACAUUGGAUGAUGACCAACUUGGUGGUGGAAGAGGGAGCACUACUACAAAUAGAGAGUGUGUCACUACCAGUGGCAACAUUCUCAAAGUUCCAGCCUUUAUCUGAAGACUUUUUAGAUAUAACUAAUCCUAAAGCAGUGUUAGAGAACUGUCUACGUAACUUCUCGUGUCUAACAACUGGCGACGUGAUCGCCAUCAAGUAUAACUCGAAAGUGUACGAGCUGUGUGUGCUGGAGACCAAGCCAGGAAACGCUGUCAUCAUCAUAGAGUGUGAUAUGAAUGUAGAAUUCGCGCCACCAGUCGGCUACAAAGAAGAGGAACGUAUACCUCACGAUGACGGCGGCAACUCGACGGGCAUGGACGAGGAUCCUUCGAACAUGAUGCCGGAGCCCAGCGGCUUCAUCGCCUUCAGCGGGGAGGGGAACCGGCUCGAUGGCAAGAAGAAGAAGCUGAUCAGUGAGAGCGACUCCGAACCUUCAGCGUCACAGUCGAGACAGCCCUACGUCCGAGGUAUCCCGGACUAUGACUACGUUAUAGGUACUCUGAGGUUCAUCAGAAACUCCAGGCCGCCCAGCGCAAAGGAGGAGACACCUUCGGAGCCGUUCACAGCAUUCAAAGGCGAAGGUUUCACGUUAAGAAAUACCAAGCCCAAGAACUGAGUAUAAAAUAGUUAAAUGUUAGAUUUUUUACACAUAAUGUUGCCUGUAGAUGAAUCAGUUUUUUUUUUGGGAUGGCAACACUGAACGGGAUGGUGUGAUACUUAUAUUUAUUUCUAGCGUGCUUUUUUGAUAUUUUUGGCUGUAAUCUGAUACUGAAUUGAAUGGUGAAUAAAUUUAAUUAAUCGACAAACAUAAAUAAUAAAAAAUAUAUAUAAAUAAAUUUAAAUAAUUUGCUGUUGUUGCCCUUUAGUUUUUUGAAAUAUUAAGGAUAUCUUUAAACCAAUUCAAACAGGCUAGGAUAUACAUUAUCAAAUCCUAAAGCAGCGUUAAUAUUUCAGUUGAAAAUUUUGUGUAACACAAACAUUUUCGUUUCGUAAUUUCUAUUAUAAUAACUCAAUGAAAAAAGUAAUCAUAAUCGCUAGGUCAUUCAGUACAAAAGCAUGAUGUCAUCUUAUCUAUCCUAUUCGACGCGCAAAAAUAGGGCUUGACUAAAAUUAUCUAGUUGUUAUCAACCAAGAUACGAUAUCACUGCUUCAUCUACAGUACAACGGUAAAAAUAAAAUAAAAGAUACUUAGAAAUGUUUUAUAAUAAUGUUGUGAUUGUCAAAAUAAUAAGCAUCGAAAGCUUGACAUUUGAAUUACUUUCAUAGUUGCAGACUAAAGGCUAAGUUAGCUUAGCUUACGUAGCUAAGCACAGGUUAUGUAAAUUAAGCUGUGUGAGCUGGCUAAUAACUAUAGUGAGAUACGUUUAAUUAAAAAUAUCUGUACAGGUUACUCGCAUUAGACUAAUUUCGGAUAUGCCCGACUGGUUUCCAGCUACACUGGGGCUCUUAAUAACGAGUUGCGUGUGCAGGUUUAGUAUGAGUUUGUUAUACGUUGAACGACAAUGAAACGAGAGCGCGUUCGGCGGUGAUUGGCCAGCGUGAAUGAACCAACCAAUCACAGCGCCGAACGCGCUCCCGUUUCGUUAGGUUAUAGGCCUCCGGAUUAAAUUGUAUUAGUGUUUUUUUAAUUAGUAUUUUUUAAAUAUACGUUUAGACCACUCUCGGCUGUCCUAGGACCCCUUUUACUCUUAGAAAUUUGAUAAAUGAUACAACACCAAGCCUUUGCUUACUUUUGGCACAUACAAGAUAUAUUUCUAACUAGCUACUUCCGCGCGGUUUCACCCGCUCUGCUUGGCUCCUAUUGGUCAUAGCGUGAUGUUUUAUAGCCUAUAGCCUUCCUCGAUAAAUGUACUAUUCAACCCAAAAAUAAUUAUUCAAAUCGGACCAGUACUUCUGGAGAUUAGCGCGUUCAAGCAAUCAAACAAACUCUUCAGCUUUAUGAUAUUAGUAUAGAUUUAACUUACCUUAGUAGUAACUUAGUAUUGACUUAGGUUUUGGUCUGCAACAAGCAAUGCCUAAGCAUUUCAGUAGUAGUGUAAAACCUCCUUGCACAUUUCUUCUUUGUUUCUAGAUACCUAUACCUAAAGCAAUAAGUCCUAUAAUUCCAAGAUUUCAUGUAAAUAGAGACUUUAAUGUUUAUGUGGUAAGGUUCAGUUUUGAUUGGUAUCAAAAUGUGCUUACUGCUCUUUUAUUUGAGAUUGAACUAAGUGUUUAAAGUAAUAAAGUCGACUUUUGAGCAAUUUUAAAAUAUUGCUAGAAUUGCACUGCUAAAUCAACUUUAUUAAACAAAAGUGUAUUCUAUUUAUUUGCAGAUAAGGUUAAUUUUAGAGUGACAUUUAUUUAUAACAACUAAAACUGAAAUUUAUUGUAAGCUAUUAAAGUCCAAACUCUAUCAACCUUCUAGCGUAGUGUAGAUGCUAUCACGUGGCACAUUACAAAAUCUGUGCGUAUUUUUAUAUAGGUAAAUAGUAAAAUAAAGUUUAUGGAUAAAUAAAUAAUAGCAGAAUCACAAUUAUCGAUACCGAGACCGCGUGCCUUGUCAGAAAUACCAAUAUUGAUUUGAAUUGACGUUAUAUACAUAGGCAACCAUUUUGUAAUAAUAAUAAUAAAUAUCCCACUUAAUACCGUAUCAUAAUAAAUAUUGCGCUAGUUGUAGUACAAUUUUAAUUAUAGAUACACAUUUUUACAGAGCUGGAAGUCUCGAUAAAAAUGGACCCAAUGUCAAAAAUGUCAUCAUUAGAUUUUCAACUUUAUUAAAUAAAUCAUAAGGUUGAGAAUCUAAUAAACAAAUUAAUGACAGCAAUCCAAUUUUGUCUGUUCUCGAGACUUCCCGACACAGGUAAACAGAUUUGCAAUUUUGCGUUACCUAAAUUCAACUUUAUUACUAUGAAAAUAGGGUUGAUAUUAAACCGUUAUAAAUGUAAGGCGUCGAUUACAUAAAAAAAAGUAAAUAAUAUUCAAGCUGCUUGUAGUUACUGAAACGUGACAUAAUAAAUGCAGUCUCGCUGUAAACACGUCAGUAGGAAAUUCACAAGUUUUCAGUAAUGUAUGAUAUACAGUGAAACUUGGUUAAGUGGGACCUGGAUAAGUGAGAAACCUCCACAACUGGAACUCAUACUGAGGUCCCUACCCAAUGGCACUGAAUUACCUCUAUUAGUGGGAUAAACAACCCUCUUUAUCUGGGAUAUUAGUUACCUCUAUAACUGAGACAGCAAGUGAAUUCUAAUGCAUAAACCUCAGUAACUGAGACAACAUCGUUUUGUUUGUUAAUUCACUCACACCUCUUUAUGUGAAAUAACCCGUAUGUUCACCUCCAUUAAUGGAACCCUCUAUAAAUGAGACAAAUAUUCAUUUAUACCUGGUUAUCUGAGACAUUGUUUAGUGGAAUACCUCUAUAAGUGAUACCAAUUUGAAAGUCCCUUGAUGUCUCACGUAACGAGGUUUCACUGUAUUUUUUUUUUACACAUCUCGGAUUGUCAGCACUUGGAUAUUAAAUAGGUCUUUUUGAAAAAAAAAAAAAACUGCAAUCUAGUAAUUCCAAUGUUGAAUGUCAAUGUCAAGCUGUAGCUUUCAUGAAAUGAUUGCUUCCAUCUCAUGCUUUCCUAUUUAUUUGUAAUCUAGAGUGAAAGAUGUUGAUGCUAAGGUAUUUUAGGACAGUUGAGGUCCUAUACUGUACGUAGUACGAGUUUGAUUUACAUUGAACGAAUACGAAACGAGAGAGGUACUUUCUAAAUGUGUGGUCCAUCUUCGGCCACAUCUUCGUGGCUUCUAGGCGGGUUGGUAGCCAAACGCAGACAAAUUCACGUUAAAAAAAAAGAAAAAUCCGCGUUCGGCGCUCUAAUUGGCCGGUGCGAAAAAACCAACCAAUCAGACCGCCGAACGCGCUCUCGUUUUGUUUUCGGUCAACGUUAAGCAAACUCGUACUAAGAGUUCUGAUUUAAUAACACAAGAGCAUUAUAAUAAAUAUAAAUUUAAACUUUGUAAAAAUAUUUUGCUCACAUUUAGUUUGUUACUGGGAUCUCUGAAUACUACAACAAAAAGGCUUAAUAGUAAAAAAGGUUUUAAUCUAUAAGAUUUUGUAAGCAUUCAAUUUUCUUUUGGACUUAUUGAUAACUAUUGUAGCGUGUCUAUACCACUGUACCAUGCCAUAAGUAUAUUUAUUACUAACAAUAUAGGGGCCCUGAGCCUACCGCAAGAGAGUAGAAAGCUUAAUAUAAUAUGAGGAUGGCUCCCAUAAAUGUCAAAAUUUAUGACAAUCCUAUAAUAUUUUCUACUCUAAAGUCAAAGUCAAAAUUAUUUAUUUCAAAUAGAUCCGGAAGGCACUUUUGAAUGUCAAAGCAAAUAUUACAAUAUUAAGAAAACAAAAUGUCAGUCAGUCCUCUAGUGAAUAUAGCUUAACUAGAGGUUGCUUGCUCGUUCCAAAGUGUUUGAUUGACUUUGUAGACUCUUGUUAAGUGGCUUUUGACUAGACUCUUAAAAGAUUAAAAGAAAGGCCAUAAAUAGACAGUCUAGUUGAAUCGUCACUUUGGUCUGGUGGUUUUCAUUAUAAAUGUAAGACAAACCACUGAACAUCUAUCGAGAUAACACUAACAUUUUGGUUCAAUCAUCUAUUUGUGUAUAAAGUUUUACCCCCCUUGCGACUUCCAGCCUGUCGUAACUAAGGCAUGGGGAAAUGGUAUCAUUAAACCCACGAAAUAGACAGUAGAAACCAUAGCAAUAGGAAUUUUCAAUCUAGUGUCUGUUUCCAAUUCAGAGGCCUUCAAUAAGAGAGAUAUAGGUUUAUUUGCAGCUAUUAUCUUCAUACAGUAAAAUAAAACAAUAGAUUUAUUUGCAGAACCAGAUUCAAGUGUGAUGUUAGCCACAGGAUUAUUCCUGAAUUUUCUUUGCUAUGAACUUCACGGAGCCUGAGACCUUUCCAAUGAAUGCAAAUAUGUGGAAAUUGGUUUGUGCGUUCUGGAGUUAUAGCGUCAGGAAGGAAAACCCAACUUAUUUAAUAGAUAAUGCCUGUAUUUGAAAACAUGCUGUGUAAACCUUGCCGAUUUUGAAAGGGGGCUUGUAGAUUCUAAUUGUUCUACUUUUAGGCUGUUUCAAAUCUUGGCAGGGUUUUUAAAUAUAUUGUAUUAUUUGCACUCUUUUCUAUAUAAUCAUCAAAGCUAUGUAAUUUAAUAAGCCGUCAUUCCAAAAGGAAAUUGACACCAAUUUCAAUUUCUCAAGUCCUUGUUUGAUAUCAAUCUGUAUAAAAAUUUUGUUGUAGUUCUUAUUCAAGCUGUCAUUUGAUAGACAAUGUUGAUCAUUCUCCUUUGAUAUAAUUUUAAUUCUUUUUGUAAUAGCUGACUGUAAAUUAAAUAUGUAUUAUUGUUUCAUGUAAAAUGAUUUGUUAUAGAAAGAAAUAUAAGUAAUUGAUAUUAUUUCAAUAAACAUCCUAAAAAGACA